This is a messenger RNA of Corythoichthys intestinalis (scribbled pipefish), 3023 nucleotides long. It is a transcript of the gene plpp6, whose product is annotated as phospholipid phosphatase 6. The transcript has 2 exons. NCBI's taxonomy places the organism in Eukaryota, Metazoa, Chordata, Actinopteri, Syngnathiformes, Syngnathidae. Bases 175 to 1044 code for a protein of 289 amino acids. Gene Ontology annotation, molecular function: sphingosine-1-phosphate phosphatase activity. The record is from RefSeq and is a predicted model, not a curated record.
ACCAUUUCCCAGAAAGCUUUCCAUAAAACAACAAAUAUGGCGUACACUGGUUUCCGUACGUGAUUCGAAUACGCAAAAUUUCAGUCGACAAGCUAAAGCGGCGAGAGCCUGCACAACGCUGCGGAGAGAUUCCCACUGCGGUACCACCUCGCCGCAGCGACAACAGUCCACAAAAUGUCUUCGCCGAAGACGAAAACACCGGGUCGCAGCGCCGGCGGAGGUAGCGGGGGGAGCCCGGGACCCGGCGGCACCAACAACGGCCGCUACGAGUUCAUUUCGCUCACCAAGCCGCUGAGCCGGUCGUCGACGCCGCCUCAUCUCCUCCAGCGACAGAGCUCCGACUCGGCCACCGCGCGGCUCCGCGCUUCGGAGAGCCCCACUCGUCGCCGCGGCUCCAGCUCGUCCACCGGCUCCGGGACGCUGGAGGAGGACGGCAUCCGACUCAACCCGUCGCUCCUUCGCGUGGCCCUCAGCUCGUUGCUCGCCAUCGACCUCUGGUUGUCCAAGAGUCUGGGGGUGUGCGCCCGGGAGGACUCUUCGUGGGGGAGUGCGCGGCCCCUCAUGAAGCUCAUCGAGGUGACUGGCCACGGUAUCCCCUGGCUGGUCGGAACCGCCUACUGCCUCUACAAGAGUGACAGUGCUGCUGGCCAGGAGGUCAUGCUCAACCUUCUCAUGGGUCUGCUGUUAGAUCUGAUCCUAGUGGCCAUCGUGAAGGCGACGGUGCGGCGACGGCGGCCAGCCCACAACCGCAUGGACAUGUUUGCCACCUUCUCGGUGGACCGCUAUUCCUUCCCGUCUGGCCACGCUACCCGUGCCGCUAUGUGUGCCCGCUUCCUGCUAGCACACCUGGUGCUAGCCGCCCCGCUGCGGGUCCUGGUGCUGUUGUGGGCGGCCACAGUGGGGCUGAGCCGCGUCAUGUUAGGCCGCCACAACGUCACCGAUGUGGCUUUCGGUUUCUGGAUGGGCUACUGCCAGUACAGACUCCUGGAGAUGCUGUGGCUCUCACCUCAGAGCCUGCAAGCCCUUUUGGGACACAUCGCAUAACAGAGACUUUUUGUUAUUAUUGUUGUUAUUUGGGAAUGCUGAAGAGCAGUCGCACAAUUUUUUGUCAUGAUUCCAUGAUUCUCAGCUGACUCAAACCAGUCUGACCAAAAAAUAUUCACAAACUUCAGUACAUCUUGGCUGACCGUUGACAUUUUUAGCAUUCCACAUUUUUCAGUGAACGUAUUAUGAAUGUAACUCAUGCUUCCAUAUUUGUAAUCCUGUUCAAACCAUUUCAACUGUAAAAUAUUCUUACAAUUCAGGACAUCUUGAAACCAUUUUCCCCAAAUUUCCCAAAAAAUUUUGAGAAAUAUAUUUAAUGAAAAUGUAUGAGACUCCUAUAAACCAUUUUUAAAAUCUUCCAAAUAUCCUAUUUCCUUUUACCCAUUUUACAUACUUCCUGUAUCUAAUUUAAACACAACUGAUCAGGCACUCCCAAUUCUAAAUGUUUACAAUGUUCUUGGAGUAAAUUUUCCCCAAAUAAAAAACUUUAGCCAAAGUUUCACAUUUUUCACAAAAAUUUGGUUAUAAUUCAUGCUUUUUCCAAAUAAUUCAAACUUACAUAGAUCUCACUCAAACGAACCAUUCUUCCACAUUCCACAUAUUCCCUCAUUUUCUACCACAAUACAUAUUUGAGGCGAUAUUCCCAAAGAAAUGGAAAUAUUUUACACAUUUACCUUCUAAGCAUUCCAAUUUUAGAAUAUUUACAAAAUCCAGAACAUUUUAUGAAGCGCCACAUAGAUUAUUACUAGUGUGGAUUUGGUCAGUGGAAAGCCGAUAAAUUAAAUAAAGGCAUUCAAAAUUUCUUUCAUUUGAAUUCAGUCUUGGGCGGCUCUUCAGCAUUCACCUGCAAUUUUUCCAGAUAUUGCACUCUAGUUCUUAGUUUUUAUUGCCGCUACACUACUGUGUUUAUUUGAAAUAUGUAAUGUGCCACAAGAGGGAAGUGUUGGUGCAUUCCAAUACUUUUCAUCUGCUGUAGUUUUGUAUUGUGCCACCUAAAUGCAGUUUUAGCUGUUUCUAAAUGCUAUUCUUGCAAUCCAAAAAAUCAACAGGGUUAUUAGUUUACCAUUCAGGAAAUGCUGUAAAUAUAUUUGAAUGCUUCAGUUAAUUGCGUCUAGAUUUUUUAUUUUUUAUCGCUGACAGAGGCGAAUGUUGCUUGAAAUCAGUAGGGUUCUUUCUUUAACAUGUUUACAUAUAAUUUCUGAAGGCAAUGUGACUAGUAGACAAGUGAUGGACAAUGUAAAUGGUUUUUUAUCCUUUUUUUCACAUGCACUACCGAACCCCCCUGGUGUCUGGGUCGCGGAAACUUUGUCAUAGGUUAAUCAGUGGGUACAGUUUACUGAUUUGUACCCACAGAUGAGUUAACUGUACACAAGGGGUGUCCAAACUAUUAAACAUAGGGCUGCAAUAGGUGCUGGAUUUCAUUCCAGCAAAACAAGAUGACACUGUUUCACCAGUCUGGUGUUUUACAAGUGUAAUCAGGUGCUGCUUGUUUUGGGAGAAACUUAAUUGGUUAAACUGUCUGUGCUCAAUUGGUAGGAACAAGAAAACAGGGCCCGCAGCGGCCCUCGAGGACCAGUUUGGACACCCAUACUGUACACAGAUAAAUAAUAUCACAAACAAUAUGCAUCCACAUAUUACUAAUCUGUACUCGCAUUACUAAACUGGGUACGAAUGAUCUAUAAGAACAAAUAUUUUCCUCUGUCCUGGCACCAGGGAGCUUCGUACCUGCCAAUUUGCUCAUCAUCCAAAAUCAUUUCUAUGUUCUUGUUUUGUCAUGCAGCACCUAAUGUAAAUUGUUUUGAAUGCUUAUAAAUAUUGUCCACUCAAGAGUUUGAAAUAUUGUUCCCUGUUCAAAAUCCUGACACAGCAAAUUUUAAAAGUUAAAAUCUGAGUGUGGCCAGUUUUUCCCCUAUAAUGUAAAGUUGACGUGAGUCUGCAGUUGAAUUUCUGAGUAAAAUGGUAGAGAAAUUAAAGGGACA